ACACGAAGAAAAACUAGUAAACGGAAGUGAGCAGUGACCAAGACUACCUUGGCGUUUUUAUAGUUAUUUCGACAUUUAUUAACUCAAAAUAAGACAAAUAUAAUUUCAUAGCAACACCUACCUACCACAGGCAGUCUUUAAUUCGCGUUAGGGACAGCACUUGGUUAAUUGAUGUGUUAUUUAGGUAACGCUCGCUAGCUGCUAACUAACAAUGGCUAACUGUAAUGGGAACGUUAUGGUUUUUCACACUCAAAUAGCCUCCAUCAUGGAGGUGCUAGCAAACGCAGCCGUGGCAGAGAUCUGUAAACUCGUAGACGACGACUAUGCAGUGUGUCGUUUAGAAGUAACUCAAAGCCAGAAAGAAAACAGGACAUUGCGGAGGAAACUACAGCUACUGGAACUGAAGGUGGCACGGGAGCGCGCAGAGAGGACAAUGCGAGAGCGUGUCCUCGGCAGCCGUCCCAGAAGUGUCAAGAUCCUCGACCGAUACAGAGGAAUGGCAAGAGGUGAAGUACAUCUCACUGAAGGCCACAGGAGCUUUGUGAAGCCAGCAGGACACAGCACAUGGACAGAUGAACAACCAAUCACUGUUGAUGAGGGGAGUGGAACCUCAACCCAGCAUGUUAUCGUGAUAGAGUCUGCAGAUGCAGAGGCUGCAGGUCCUGGAGUCAAGCAGGAGAGGACUGAGGGACAGAAGGACACACGGCACAGCAGAGACAUCCAGACUGGAGAGUCUGGUGCGCCCCCUGUAGCCACGGAAAAUCCCACUACCACCCCAACACAGUCCAGGACCCGACACAGCAUCACGGAGGAGGAGGAGGGUUCAGAGGUGCUGCUGGUGAAGGAGGAGGGGUGUGAGGAGAGUCUGGGGAACCCUGAGGGGACCAUGGUCAUGGAGGACAACGAGACUACACCUUCUCUUGAACCCACAGAGGAACCAGCUGAGCAGCACAGGACCACACACAGUCUCACUGAGUCAGUAGACAUGGAGGAUGGGAAGCCUGAUCUGCUGCUGGUCAAAGAGGAGACGAUAGAAGACGGACCAGAGAGCAUUGAUCUGCUGAGUGGACUAAAGAUGGGGGAGCAAGGUGGUUGGCUGGAGGUUAAUAGAGGAGACUGGGCAACCAUCUUGGAUUCCCAGACCCUGACCGGUGCUGCCAAGGGCCCAGGGGACGACAUCACUGAGCAGGUCAGGACCAGAGGUGACAUAGUGGAGGUGCUGCCUUCAGCCUGCCUUCUAUAGGAUCUAUCAACUGGAACAUGGACCCUGUAACAACACAGACACUCCCUGGCCUUCGUCCUCCUCACACUCUCCUAAUGUUAAACCAGACAUCAGACAAUGCCAGUGGCUCAACACUAAAUGGCAGCACCAGCCCAUUGACAAAUGACAGUAGUAGUGACGCCAUCAGUAGAUCCGGUGGCAAAGAGAAGCGCUUCCCGUGUUCAUUCUGUGGGAAAGUCUUCAGUUUCCCCAAACAGGUGGAGAUCCACCAGAGCAACGUUUCCCAAACUUGUUAUAAUCCCAUACUCCUUCAAACAUUCCAGCUGCGUACCCCCUUUAGCACCAGGGUCAGUGCACUCUCAAAUGUUUUUUUUGCCAUCAUUGUAAACAUGCCACAGACUAUAUGAUACUUUUAUUAAACAUAAGAAUGAGUGUGAGUUUGUCACAACCCAGCUUGUGGGAAGUGACAAAGAGUUCUUAUAUGACCAGGGCACAAAUAAUAAUAAAUAAUUUUGCUCUUUAUUUAGUCAUCUUACAUUUAAAACCUUAUUUGUUCAUCAAAAAUUGUGAGUAACUCGCCACAGGUUAAUUGAGAAGGGUGUGCUUGAGUGGAUGCACAUACCUCUGCAAUGUUGGGUGUAUUGGAGAGAGUCUGAGUCUUAAAUCAUUUUCCACACAGUCUGUGCCUGUAUUUAGUUUUCAUGCUAGUGAGGGCCGAGAAUCCACUCUCACAUAGGUACGUAGUUGCAAAGGGCAUCAGUGUCUUAACAGGCCGAUUUUCCAAGGCAAGAAACUCUGAGCCUUAUCCAGAAAUCUGGCAGUGGCUUCUGAUUAAAUUUGAUUUUCACAGAUAUCAGUAAGUUUUGUUCAGAUAUCAGUAAGUUGACUGGAGGCAGGGCAUAAAAGGGAUAACGAUUCCAGUUGUUUGUGUCAUCCCCUUCGGGAAAGUACCUGCGUAGUUGCACACCCAGCUCACUCAGGUGCUUCGCUAUAUCACAUUUGACAUUGUGCGUAAGCUUGAGUUCAUUUGCACACAACAAAAAUCAUACAAUGAUGGAAAGACCUGUGUGUUGUCCUUGUUAAUGCAGACAGAAAAGAGCUCCAACUUCUUAAUUAUAGCCUCAAUUUUGUCACAUUGAAUAUAGUUGCGGAGAGUCUCUGUAAUCCUAGAUUCAGGCGAGAAAAAAACAUCAUAAACUCGUCAUCAUGCAAGCGGUCAGACAAGUGAAAAUUAUGGUCAGUAAAGAACUUUAAGCUGGUCUCUCAAUAAAAAAAAGUGUCAAUACUUUACCCCUUGAUAACCAGCGCACUUCUGUAUGUUGUAAAAGCGUUACAUGGUUGCUACCAAUAUCAUUGCAUAAUGUAGAAAAUACACGAGAGUUCAGGGGCCUUGCUUUAACAAAGUUAACCAUUUUCACUGUAGUGUCCAAAAUGUCUUUCAAGCUGUCAGGCAUUCCCUUGGCAGCAAGAGCCUCUUGGUGGAUGCUGCAGUGUAACCAAGUGGCAUCAGGAGCAACUGCUUGCACGCACGAUACCACUCCACUAUGUCUCCCUGUCAUGGCUUUUGCGCCAUCAGUACAGAUACCAACACAUCUUGACCACCAAAGUCCAUUUGAUGUCACAAAGCUGUCCAGUACUUAAAACAACAUCCUCUCAUGUUGUCCUGGUUUCCAGUGGUUUGAAGAAGAGAAUGUAUUCCUUAAUUGACGUAACAGACAUAUACCAAGAGCUGAGACAGGCCCACCACGUCUGUUGACUCAUCCAGCUGUAACACAUAAUUCACUGACUUGUAAGCGAAGCAGUAAUUGUUUCAAAACAUCUCCUGCCAUGUCACUGAUGUGUUGUGAAACAGUUGUUUGAUGAAUGCAUUGUCUGUAUAGUUUUUUUGGGCCUUUUCCCCCAGCAUUGUCCCAGCCAUAUCUGCGGAGCAAGAAGAAUUAAGUCCCCCACAAUAGUAUGGGGCUUGCCUGUCCUAGCCACUCAGUAGCUCACCAUAUAAGAUGCUUCUAGCCCCUUAUUAAUGCAUCUGUUCCUUUUAUACAUGUCAUCUUUAUUCUCAAUCAAAUUGUCAUGUUUCGUUUCUAAAUGUCUGCGCAAGAGUGAAGGCGUCCCGCGAGAAGGCAACGGUUCAUGUGAUUGGAUGUUAAUUAUUUGACUAGGCUACCUGUAGUUGACUUUGCUGAUAUUUCGCAGUGAAAACGAGACUACUCAGGCAAAAAAUAAACCUUAUCCAAAUGUAUAGCCCCGUUGGAUAAUAUAAAUUUACGAUUUGAAAACGGGAAGAAAAUUUUAAAUGUGAAUCACAUUUUUAUUUGGAAGUACCCCAGUUUGGGAAUACCUGCACACGGGGAACAAACCGUUCGGCUGCCAUCUGUGCCAGGCCAAUGUGUCACACUUGUCCAGAUGUGGCAGCGGAGAAAUCCUACAGCUGCACCCCAGUGUGAGAAGAGGUUCUCCUGCCAGCACCAGCUGAAGAAUCACCCGAAGGUCCACACAGGGAGAGAAGCUGAUCGCACUGCGGGAAGAGGUUCUCGGGGAGGAGCUACCUCAGGAUACUACCAGCAGAACAUGCACACGGCCCAUGUAUAGAGUAUAGUGACAUGCAAUGUAGUACUAGUUAGUUUGUUGUUAAUUCUGUUGAUUGUGGAUGUAGUAGGGAACUGGUUGAGGUGAACUGAGGAAGGAAUGAGUGUGAUGAGGCCGAGUAGAUAUGGUGAUGGUUGGUGUGAUGUCUGUAAAAAUGUUUCACCGGUUAAGUGUCAUGUUUACUUGACAAAGUAGUGAAGAUGUGUGUAAUGAACCUUUUCCAAAGUAUUCUAAAUUGUAUUUUAUUAAAGUGAAGGUACAGAAAGGUCUAAUAUCGAGAAUGUACUCAGGUUCUC
Molecule: messenger RNA, 4104 nt
Organism: Oncorhynchus keta (chum salmon)
Lineage: Eukaryota; Metazoa; Chordata; Actinopteri; Salmoniformes; Salmonidae
Product: zinc finger and SCAN domain-containing protein 12-like
Exons: 7
Coding region: 212-1243 (343 amino acids)
Biological process (GO): regulation of transcription by RNA polymerase II
Cellular component (GO): nucleus
Molecular function (GO): RNA polymerase II cis-regulatory region sequence-specific DNA binding; DNA-binding transcription factor activity, RNA polymerase II-specific
Source: RefSeq, a predicted model, not a curated record